Arachis ipaensis is the source of this 1722-nucleotide messenger RNA. RefSeq names its product choline/ethanolaminephosphotransferase 1. Lineage: Eukaryota; Viridiplantae; Streptophyta; Magnoliopsida; Fabales; Fabaceae. Gene Ontology annotation, biological process: phospholipid biosynthetic process. Gene Ontology annotation, molecular function: phosphotransferase activity, for other substituted phosphate groups. The record is from RefSeq and is a predicted model, not a curated record. Gene Ontology annotation, cellular component: membrane.
AAAAUUCUUUCUCCAUAUGAGAAGAGAGAGAGAAGUACCAAACAUAGCAGCGAAUUCACGCUUUUCAAAUCUUCCGCUAUUCCUCUCAUUCCUGUCUCUCUUUCUCUUUCUCGCUCUUUGGGAUCAACGAAUCCUGUUUUUGUAGGGUUGUGCUGAGGCCUAGCCGGUAAUCGAAGCCGAAUUCUGGAGUUUAAUCCUUGAAAAUGGGUUAUAUUGGUGCUCAUGGUGUAGCAGCUCUGCAUAGAUACAAAUAUAGUGGUGUAGACCAUUCAUAUGUAGCCAAAUAUGUAUUGCAGCCUUUUUGGACUCGCUUUGUUACAGUUUUCCCCCUAUGGAUGCCUCCAAACAUGAUUACUCUUAUGGGAUUUAUGUUCUUAAUGCUCUCUGCAUUCAUCGGCUAUAUGUACUCACCUCAAUUGGACACAGCUCCACCAAGAUGGGUUCAUUUUGCCCAUGGCCUACUGUUGUUUUUAUACCAGACAUUUGAUGCUGUUGAUGGGAAGCAAGCUAGACGGACAAGUUCUUCCAGUCCAUUGGGGGAGCUGUUUGAUCAUGGAUGUGAUGCACUUGCUUGUACUUUUGAAUCAAUUGCUUUUGGGAGCACGUCCAUGUGUGGGAGAGACGCUUUUUGGUUCUGGUUUUUAUCUGCUGUUCCGUUUUAUGGUGCAACUUGGGAGCACUAUUUCACCCAUUCACUUAUACUACCAGUUAUAAAUGGUCCUACGGAGGGUCUCAUGCUGAUAUACACCUGUCACUUCUUUACUGCUCUUGUGGGUGCUGAGUGGUGGAUUCAUGAAUUUGGGAAGUCUGUACCUUUCUUAAGCUGGUUGCCUAUUGUUUCGGGGAUACCAACAUACAAAGCUGCUUUAACUUUGCUGAUGGUUUUUGGUGUUGGACCAACAGUUUUUGGCAAUGUGUCUAAUGUCUGUAAACUUGUGAGGGCAAAAAAUGGAAGCGUGUUACGUGCCUUGGCUAUGCUUUAUCCCUUUACCGUCCUUGUUGGAGCAGUUCUCUUGUGGGAUCAUUUGUCGCCAUCUGACAUCAUGGGCAACCACCCGUGUUUAGUAAUUAUAGGAACAGGACUUGCUUUCGGGUUUCUAGUGGGAAGGAUGAUUUUGGCCCAUCUGUGCGACGAACCUAAGGGCUUGAAGACUGGAAUGUGCAUGUCCCUUCUGUAUCUUCCACUCGCCAUUGCUAAUGCACUCACGGCAAGACUAAAUGAUGGGGUACCAUUAGUAGAUGAGAGAUUGGUUCUUCUUGGUUUUUGCGCAUAUACAGUGACGCUUUACCUGCAUUUUGCCACUACCGUCAUUCACGAGAUCACAAAUGCCUUGGGGAUAUGCUGUUUCAGGAUAACUAGGAAGGAAGCUUGAUGUUUUUGGAUCAUUUUUCUCUAGCUUGCAAAUCAGGAAAAAUUGCUGGCAAAAAAUUUUGGUCUAUACCAAAUUUCCCAAUUUUGAUAGAAUUGAAUUUAGUCAUGGUUUUUCAAUCAAAUCAUGGUACUUUGUAAUUAUUAUUUAUUUUUAUUUUUAAUAUUAAAAAAUGUGCUAAUUCCAUUUUUUAAAGCCAUCUAGAGAAGAAAAUUAUUUACUCUAUUAAGAUGGGUCAAUUAGAUUGUAUGUUAUCAUUCUUCCAAAGUCCUAUGAUAAUUCAAUUAGAUUGUAUGUUACAUUUGAUUUGCUUUGAACAAUGAUGGAUGAUAAGUGCUCAUAUUAUGCUUUG